AAACUACAGAAACUGGCACAUGGAAACCAGAACAUAACAAAAAGCAAAAUAAAAGUUUAAAGUUUGCUCUGGAAAGGAAGUGGAAAGACUUUGUGGUGCAUGAUCUAAUGAUAAAUUUUAAAAAUUGUCUAUACACAGAAAAAGAGUGGAGAAGUGACAUUUCUGCUGUGUUGUGUUGUCACAUCAGUCAUGUGACCCCUUAUGCCGAUCACAUUGUCAUCAUGCUGUCGUGGCAACAGGCAUUCUGUCAAAACAAAUGUCAGGUUAAGGAUAAUUUUUUAAUUUUUUUUUUAUUCAUAUGCAAAUAAUUAAACAGUUCACAAACUGAUGUCAGUCAAUGAACACCAUGCAAUAUUAUGUUAAACUACAGCUGAAUCUGCUUUGAAAGAAUAUCUAAUAGAACAAUAAUGACCAAUAAUUUACUCAUCGUUAGAGGGAGGCACCAAAUUAGCAGUGCCUGGAAACUCACCUGUGUGCCGUUCUUUUAGUUUUGUUUUUACUGAAAGAGAAACUCUCACUAAACAAGCUGUGAUUUAGAUGCCCAGAACAGUCCUGCAAAAUAUUUACCAUGUUCAAACACUUGAAUCUUCUGCUGCUGCUGUUGUUGUACAUUUUCAAUUACAGUGAAACCACCACUAGAUCUGUGAAAGGAAAGAAGGGAGGCAACGUCACCCUGUCAUGUGACUUUAAGGCCAAAGACAUUUAUUAUAUUCAUUUAAGCAGGAGGAAAAGCAUCCUUUCUUGUCAGAAUGAAGAAUGUGAAAGUGAAAGUGAAAGUGAGAGUCAAAAUGGUCGAGUGUUUAAAGAAGGAUCAUGUGACGUCAUCAUCAAGGAUCUGAGACUGAGUGACGCUGGGAAAUACAUUCUGAGAAUCUAUUACACUAGCUAUCAGACAGAGCUGAAGCGACAAAUCAGGACGUACCGACUUCAUUUUCAGGAUUUUAUUUCUGUGAAGAAAGGAGAGGAGCUGAAGAUGGAUGUUCUGUUGAUGAAUGCUUAUAAAGUAGUGCACUGGAGCAGAAGAAGCACAGGGCGGAAAGAGGAUUGGAAUAGAGGUCACGGGGUCAGGAGUGAUCGAAUGACCAUAAGAGAUGGAAACCUGACCAUUAGUAAUUUUACAUCCACUGACGCUGGAACAUAUGAGGUUCUGGACUCUGAAGGAGAAAUCUUGAUCAUGGUCACAGUCACAGAAUCAAAGGACAAAAUGAACUACAUAAAUUAUGACACACAACAACAUACUCCCCCCAUUCCAUCUGAAGCAUAUUGGAUUGUCCCAGUUGAACUGUCAGUAUUUUUGCUGAUUCUGGUUGCUUUAAAAAGAAAAAGGAUGCACAGAUGUCCAGGUGCACAAAUGCACAUUUGCUGAGGAGUAUGCAAGAUCAGUGUUGUGGCCCCCGCCACAGAAAAUAAAAUAAUAAUUAAAAUAAUUAUAAUACAUUAAAAAUAAAUAACUAAAUAAAUAGGUAGGUAGGUAGGUAGGUAGGUAUUGUUUUCAUUGUUUUGACCCAUGUAUUGUAUUCUAAUAAAUAAGCCACCAAAGUUAUAAUUUCAGCAUUCUCGAUUCCAAUCGAGGGCCUCGAGGGCCCAAACAGGGCCUAGUUUGUGCAAAUAGGUGCACUUCUCCUUCUCAGGUAACAAUGUUAUAUGUUGCAUAACCUUUAUUGAAACAAGGGUCAAAGCCUUUUUUCUUGGUUCUAUUAGAAGUUGAAGUGUCUGCUAGUGUCAGUAUAUGUGUCAAAAAAUACAUGACCAGUCCGUUAAACUGUUGCACAUUUAUUUUCACAAACACAAAAAUGCAAAAACAGGAAAAAAAUACUUCAUUCAUUUAGCCAAUACUUACAAACAGUGCUCAAGUAUGGAUCCAACUCCUUUGAAAACGUACAUGUGUUAAAUCUGUACAAUAUUUUGCUUAGAUUCUGGUUUAGACAAUUUUCGUCAAUUCAACAUUUUUGACAGACAGAUGGUAAAGUAACUGUUUCUCUCUCUCCUUCUACCUCUUUUGAAUCAUUUUAGCUAAAUCAGUCAAUAAAGCUAUACUUGUCUGAACAUAUGAGGAGGAGUGGCUUUAAAGCAAACAAGUAAAAUAUACAAAGAAAACUUUAAGUAAACUUUGUAAUUUUUUUAAAUUUUUUUAAUUAAUACAGCACUUGCAGCAAACAGAAAUAGGUUGAGAAUAAUAAUAAUAGUACAAAUUGAAAGCAUAUUGAAAUUGGCCUUUACAACAUUGCCUCCCCCACUUGAUAUAAUGACUUGAUAUAAUGAAAUACAUUUUUGAGCUAAUUUUAAAAAACUUGAACAAAAGAUAUAAUAAAAUGUUUCUUUUCACCGUUUUUUUUUAACAAAUAAGCUUCAAAGAAUGAUUUUGGCACAAUGACUCCACACAGAAGGGGGCGCUGAUGUGCCACUGCAUAUACUGCAUUCUCCAUUUUUUACACCCCUGAUUAAAAACAAUAUAUAAUUGAGAAAAAAAAAAAAACACAAUAAUUUUUUUUAAAGGAACUAGCUGCUUAAUGAAUGUCUUAACCACUUUUGAUACUGUCAUAUUUUUAGUUUUUUAUGUAAUGUAUUUUGAAAUGGAAUUUUGGUAAUAUUGUAUUUUUGUUACUUUUUUGUGUUAUUUAACUUAAAAAAAUGUUUUAGAAGCAGUACAAUGUUUGGUGGACUUUAUAGUCUUAUUGUCCAUUAAAUGAAUUUCUUAUGCAUUUAGGAUAAAACAACAUCUAUCCUUUUUAUCUUCUAUCAUUUUCAUUACCUCACUGUGACUGUGAAGCUUCAGAUAUGUGUGAAUGUGAGCAGUCAUGUCUUGUGAGGUCAGAUAUUGUGUUUUUUGUACUGUUUGUGACUGCAUUGAAUGAAUAAUGCAAAUUAAGCACUAUAGCAUUUGUGUAAGUUGAAAUUAAUUUAAUAUUUUCUAUACAGUGUACAGUUGUUCAUUCUAUUGUCUGUAUAU
Megalobrama amblycephala (Wuchang bream) is the source of this 2950-nucleotide messenger RNA. RefSeq lists its product as uncharacterized. The coding region runs from base 569 to 1366 and encodes 265 amino acids. The record is from RefSeq and is a predicted model, not a curated record. The transcript is spliced from 6 exons. Lineage: Eukaryota; Metazoa; Chordata; Actinopteri; Cypriniformes; Xenocyprididae.